UGCCCCUGAAGAGCUCGACUCAAAAAUGAACAUGUGAUUUCUAUCAACAAUACCGAAAACCAAAUAUUUUGCAGCUUUCAGAUAAAACGUCGACACUGUUUGAUAGAUUUCAGGGCUAUUUUUCUAUUUAAUUGGUUCGCCAGUUUAUUUACAAAAUUUUGUUGUGCACUCAUCCUGCGUAAUUUUUAUUCAUAAAAUCCAAACAUGAUUGGGAUGAGGUUACUGCGGCAUGCUCUCAGAACUGAGGCAAGAAAUCAUUUGAAGGUAGUGAGACACUUUUCCAAAGAUUCCGAUGCGAUGAACAGUGGAGUUGAGAGGGACCCUAGUCAGACAUUUAUUUCUCCAGAAGUCCAGAGUUUGCUGAAAGAAUUAACGGCUGUAAAUUUGGGCAAGGUCUUUGAGAUUAAAAGAUACCAGGAGAAACUUGGCACUCCAAAAUACAAAUUCAUGACAGACGAGGAAGUGGAAAUUGCGCGUAAUAAAGCAGUGCAGCAAAGUGCCGAGAAACUGCAGAUGCCUCCAGUGUUGCUGGCAAGAAAAGAAAAUCCUGAAGUGCUCGCUAGGGAUCCGAUUUUAAAGGGCUACGAUCCUGACAACUCGACCUACGUUUUCACAGACAUCACAUUCGGAAAAUCAGAUCAUGACCGACUGAUUGUGAAAAGAGAACCGGACGGCACUUUGAGCAAAGUGACUUGGGAGGAGCGAGAUAAUAUCAAUCAGGUCUAUUUCCCGUUCCCAGGGAGGAAAUGGACGCUGCCCAAGAUGUUUGAGCCUGAAUAUUUUGAUGAUCUUAUGAAAAGAGAAGAGUACGUAUUCAUCCUGGACAGGGCCUGCGUCCAAUUCGAGCCAAACCACCCAAAAUAUAUCGAGAUCACUCAGAAAACGUAUGAAACAAUCAACGAGAAGAAGUCCUUUGAUAAACUGCGAUCGACCAGACAUUUUGGACCGUUGGCGUUCCACCUUGCUUGGAACAAGCAGAUCGAUAAUCUGGUUUUAGAGUGUUUGCAGAAGGAAAGAAUUGACGAUGCUGUUCGCGCUAUUCAAUUGCUCCACAUCAUUCAUCAGGACUCGAAGUCGAUAAAUGUCCAGUUUGAUGGCAACAACCACAUGGAAUUCAUCAAGAACUACACAAACACAGACAGCCUGAAGCAGGGAGCUUUGAGUCUCGCGAUUGAAACUUUUGAACAGACAGCCCUUCAGAGACAAGAACUGCUGUCAGUCCACAACAGCUAAAAGUGUGUACAGUUAAAAUCAAAAGUUUGUCUAAAAUAAUAACUAUUAAAAUUUGUGCGUUACACAGA
Molecule: messenger RNA, 1301 nt
Organism: Cloeon dipterum
Lineage: Eukaryota; Metazoa; Arthropoda; Insecta; Ephemeroptera; Baetidae
Gene: mRpS22
Product: mitochondrial ribosomal protein S22
Exons: 7
Coding region: 205-1233 (342 amino acids)
Cellular component (GO): mitochondrial small ribosomal subunit
Molecular function (GO): structural constituent of ribosome
Source: RefSeq, a predicted model, not a curated record